AUGACAAGCAGCAUUACUGACGUCUGUUCGGAUAAUGCUGAAGACACCAGAAAUGGAGCUUAUGAUCGGCACCCUCAUCUCCAACAGACACUCUGUCUCUUCUUGCAGAGCAUUCUGACCGCUUUCCGAUCGGGACAGCUGACUUCGUCGAGCAGCGAAGCGGAACUCAACAAGUCUGACCCAAAGGCAAACCCUCGCGGCUUUGGUGACAGUGGUUCUUUCGAAACUGUCAGCGCUCGUGGAGGUCCGGACGUCUACGAGACCUUGAGCCUUGACUCUCGCCGAGGCCCAGUUGGCAUGGAGUCCAGAGGGCCGUCUGCACCCGGCCACUCGAGCUGUGCACUGGGGCAGAUGGGCUCAUCCGUGUCGACCUGGAGGGCGCCGGUUGCCAGGGUUCGUGAAGAGCCUCAACUGCCGAUCGGCCGUCAGCUGCAAUCGCCUCAUCACUCUUUGCCACAUACUUUUGCCGUUACGCCGAUCCGUCGUGGACAGGGCAUGGAGCAUGUUGUCGACUCGACAACAGGUUUUGGCGGCCGAGUCGUGACGACGCCCAGUCUUGACUACGAACUGGUUCUCGGUUCUCGGUUCCGGUACCAUCAACAUCACAGGCCGAACCAAGAGGGCCGACAUGAGGAGGCAGCUGAAGACGAAGUGACGAGGCGAAAUGGGGUUAUGAGUGAAAGUGUGGUUGAAAGUGCAGACUUCGGAGGAGAACAUGAAGACGAAGACGACGUCACAGUUGCCGGUGACACUUUGAGUUCUGAGUCGAGACAGAUGUUGACGUGGAGGAGUACUUCGACCGCUGCCUGGCUCUCCUCGGGCCGGUACGACUCUUUGCGGUCAAAGCUUGAAUCACCCACUCCACAACCGGUGAACACUGGUCCUGUUCGGAAGGAUUGGCUGAAACAGACCGAUCCUACUUGGUUGUAUCCAAGAGGCCAGCAAUCCGGCAUCACCUACGAACGCCUGAUCUGCCAAUCGGGAUCGAAUAGUCAGCACUCAAAUACCAGUCUUGAACUUCGCGACAAGGCACCGCAUUAUCGGGGAGCUAUGGACACCGGAUCAGUUGCUAUGGCUGAUGCAUCGCAAGAUGGCAGUGUACUAUUGCUUCUGCCAGCAUCGUCACCGCCAGAUGCACCAUCGCCGUCGCCGUCGCCGUCGCCGUCGCCAUCGGCAUCAGCAUCACCGUCUCCACCUAUACGGACAAAAUUGGUUGGUACC
Messenger RNA from Protopolystoma xenopodis, 1221 nucleotides. Lineage: Eukaryota; Metazoa; Platyhelminthes; Monogenea; Polystomatidea; Polystomatidae. The record is from the annotation of a GenBank genome assembly.